This is a messenger RNA of Haliotis rufescens (red abalone), 1439 nucleotides long. RefSeq lists its product as uncharacterized. Bases 766 to 1206 code for a protein of 146 amino acids. The transcript is spliced from 2 exons. Lineage: Eukaryota; Metazoa; Mollusca; Gastropoda; Lepetellida; Haliotidae. The record is from RefSeq and is a predicted model, not a curated record.
UCGAACCUUGGUGUUCGGCGUGACGAGCGAACGCUUUAACCACUAGGCUACCCGACCGCCCCUCAAAGAUUUGGAAAAAAUCAAAUCAUCAACGUCUUCUCUUCUGUCUUCAUUGUCACUCAAGCUUCCAGAAGUGAUAAGGUAAGAGUUCAUUAUUUUUGUUCUGAUUUUGCAUUUUGUCAUCGUUCAAAAUUAUUUUAUUUGAGAACACAUGUUAACAACUUGUGUGUUUUUUAAAAAUAAUUAUUGAUAUGGUUAUGAAUGAUUAUUCCUAUUAAUUAUGAUGUGAUGUUUGCAUUACAGAAAAUAUGCAUGAACUGUUUGGUAUGUUCGAUGUAGAAUAGUUUUGACUUUCUUUCCUGACACUUACAUAUCUACCUCUGUGUUCAAAGAAAUCUAAAAGCUCUAAUUAUUUGUGGUGGUUGUUUUCAAUUAUUAAUCUUCUUCAAUCACUGUUCUAACAUUUUGCUUUAUGUCAUAAUCUGUGGUGGUGUGAUACACUUUUAGUCAUAAUUGUGUUAUUGUAAUAAUAUUUGACAUGAUGAUAUUCCAUACAUAGUUGAUAAAUGUUUAUAUUCUAAAAAAGAUUUUUUUAACAUUUUAAAUGAAAAAAAAUAUUAGAUAUAUUUCUAAUUUUAGUAAUUGUUCUAAAGGAUGUUAACAUAAAGAUAUAUUCAGUAUAAAAUUAUCUUGAUGAUUUUAUUUAAUGAUUAUUUUUCCCCCCUGUGACUUCAGGUCAUCCGUGCAGAAGUCAAGAUCGCCAAUAUGAUUGCCCAGCAUAAUCUUCCCUUUGCCACAGCUGACAAUUUGAGUCCAGUUUUUGCAGAUAUUUUCCCAGAUUCUCAGAUUGCAAAACAGUAUGCAGAAGCAAAGACCAAAACAACCUGUAUGAUAAAUGGUGCUAUUGCUCCAUAUUUUAGAGGUACCCUGAUUGAGAUGAUGAAGAACAAGCCCUGCUCUCUUGCUGUGGAUGGAUUGAACGACACUGAAUUGGAGAAAAUGAAUCCCCUUACUGUAAGGAUAUAUGAUGUCAACACAAGCAAGGUUCAACUUCAUCUUUUGGAUAUGUGCUGCACAUCUGGGGAGAAUUCAGCUGAAGCAGCAACAAUAUUUGAUAAGAUCAAUGAGAAAAUAGAACAAUAUGGAAUUCCCUGGGAUCACUGUGUUGCAUUUGGUGAAGACAAUAUAUCAGUCAACUUAGGAUAGAAGUAUAGUAUAAAGUAUAAAGUCAAGGGUGACUGGGGUUGUGGAUGUCAAUGUCAUUUGGUCCACAAUAUAGCCUGCAGAGCAUCAGAAGCCUUUCAAAGAGUGACUCGCUUUGAUGUGGAAGACUUUUGUGUGGACAUUUAUUAUUGGUUGGACAAAUCGACUGAAAGAAAGACAAUCCUUAGUGAUUUCUGCAAGUUCUGCGACACAGAUUACAAAACUAUAGUUAAAAU